AUCAGGAGGUAUGUAGUGCCUUCUUUUGUUCUACUAUGUAGGUACAGAAAUCGGACAAAGUCAACGAGCCACAAGGUCCUCUGCAUCUUGCACUACUUCAGUCGCGUUCUGUCGGAUGAGCCGCCUUGCGGCACUGUGACGUUCAGCCGACGCUGCCUCGACGAGCCGCCUGAUUUCGCCGCGAGCGCCGCAACAUUCAACUCCAUCGUCAAUUUUGCUAAUCGUUUUCUCGGCGGAGGUGUGCUUCGUGGUGGGUGCGUUCAGGAGGAGAUUCUUUGCUGUAUUCGACCCGAGAUCAUUGUUGGACGACUUUUUGUUGAGGCCCUGGAACCCCACGAGGCUCUCAUCAUUGAAGGUGCGGAGCGGUUUUCGCGCUAUACCGGCUACGCCAGCACAUUUCAGUGGACUGGCAACUUUGACGAGGCCAAGGACGCUGGAAACACCCGGCGAAUUCGUGCUUUCUUAAUGGUCGGUUUUACUUUCUUGCCCCCCCCCCCC
This is a messenger RNA of Mesocestoides corti, 498 nucleotides long. Lineage: Eukaryota; Metazoa; Platyhelminthes; Cestoda; Cyclophyllidea; Mesocestoididae. The record is from the annotation of a GenBank genome assembly.